AGGAAACAGAAUAAGCAGAGGAAAUUUGACGAAAUUACCUGGCAGUAAGAAUUGAUGGCCACAACAGUAGAGUUGCUUUCCAAUUUCGGCUCACAACAAUAAAUAGACUUGUGCGUGUUGAUUUUCCGAGUCAAUUGUAUUUCCCCAAUUUCUGGGAGGGCAGAGCUAAUUUUGAGAUGAAAUCGUCGUUGCUAAGGAUGCGGAUUAUCGGCCAGAAGAAGACCGACCCCAACGGAAAAUGGGAUCACAAUUUUUCGCUGCCUAUCAAUGGAUUAACGCAAGCAGCAGAGGAUAUGAAAGACAUGAGAUCAUGCUACGAUAGUCUACUUUUGGCCGCUGCAGCUACAUCAAAUAGUGCUUAUGAGUUUUCAGAGUCGUUGCUGGAGAUGGCAAAUUCUCUACUAGAAAAAACUACCAUGCAUGAUGGUGGAGAAAGUAGAGGAGCAUUAUCUAUGCUUGGAAAAGUACAGCUUGAACUUCAGAAACUGGUUGAUAGCUACCGGUCCCAAAUUAUCAUGACAAUUACAAACCCAUCGGAGUGUCUCCUUAGCGAGCUACGGAAAGUGGAGGAGAUGAAGUUGCAAUGUGAUGAGAAAAGGGAGAUCUUUGAAUACAUGGUAGAACAAAUUAAGGAAAAGGGUAAGUCAAGACAUGGAAAAGGGGAGACAUUUAGCUUGCAACAAUUGAAAGUUGUUCGUGACGAAUAUGAUGAUGCUGCAAAGCUCUGCGCUUUCCGUGUGGAAUCAUUGAAGCAAGGGCAGAGCAGGAGCUUGUUUACCCAAGCAGCUCGUCACCAUGCUGCACAGUUGAACUUUUUUCGGAAAGGACUUCAGUCUCUCGAAGCGGUUGAACCAUAUAUUAAAAAUGUUGCAGAAAAGCAACAUAUUGACUAUGAGCUAUCUGAAUUAAAUGAUGGGGAAAAAGACGAUGGAGACAACGGUUCUGAGAGUAAUGACUAUGGAGAGUUAAGUUUUGACUACAGACCAAAUGAACAGGAACUAGGUAGUGCCUACACAUUGAGGAACUCAAUGGAGUUAAAUAAGUUGGAUGCUCCGAGUGCACAAACAUCUCAGGUAAAAGAUGUUGAGUUGCAGAGAGGCAGCAGUAGAAACCAAUGGGAUCAAUUACCAAGCCUAAGCCAACGGCCUCGAGCAGGCAGCCAUUCUGCUCCACUCUAUCCAGAGAAGUUUGAUGCUGCUGAGAGACUUAGAGAGAUCAGGCAUACUCUCCCAGAGCUUACUACUACUACUACUACUACUACCUAUGCGCUGCCCACUCCAGCUGAUGCAAAAGUUCCAACGACAAGUACUUCCAUACCGCUAUCUAGCCCCAAACUACCUGCUGGGAGUUCCAAAAACUUGUGGCACUCAUCGCCAUUGGAUAUGGGGAGGCCAAAAAAAAUCACCGAUGACCAGUUUUCUGCACGCAAGCCUCAAACAGUUGGUGAAGAAAGCAGCAUCUAUAAGCACUCUCUUCCGCUGCCGCCUCUGGCUGAGGGAUCUGCUAUCCCACAGGUUGAUUCACAGACAGGAUUAGAUGCUAAAAAACAUACAAGACAAGCUUUCUCUGGUCCAAUCACAAGCAAACCUUCUUUCAACAUGCCCAUUAGCUCCAAUGACAUGCCUCAAUCAUUUUCUGGAUUGCUGUCCCGUCCAUCUGGUUCUCAAUCUCCCUUACUCGUAAAUGUGACUCACAAUGCCUCACCCGCCCUAGAAACUUCACCUAAAAUUACUGAGCUACACGAACUCCCUAGGCCUCCUGAUACGUUCGGUUCCAAACCAAUUCAAUCAAUAGGGGCUCUUGGACACUCCGCUCCCCUAGUCAAUAGAAAACAAGAAGUAUCCCCAACGAAUAGGAAUCCCUUUAGACGACCGAGGGAAGGAUCUCCACUUCCUCUCCCACAGUUGACAGUGUCUCGAAGUUUCUCCAUACCUUCUAGUGGUCAGAGAGUUGCUUCUCCUCCGCUCACACCGAUCUCCCUAUUACAUUUGAAGUCACCAAACUCUGGACAGAUAAGAGUGAAUGCAGGUGGAAACUGACUGCUUUCGCCUUGAUGUAAAGUCUGCAUUCUUCAGCUGUGGAAACCUGCAUCUAAUAUCAUUCUGCCAGUGUCUUGCUGGGUAAAUCUUUGUAAAUAUGUCUGUUUAUUUGCAUUUAUUUGUAUUUACUUAGUUAAGCUCAGUCAAUUCUUCUUACUAUAUUUUGGGAGAUGCAUCACAAUUUUGCCCUUCUGUUUGAGUUUGGUUAGUAUACUUCUUUACAAUGAUUUUUUGUAUGGUGGAUUGUAUCAUUUGUAUAGGAGUAUGUAUUAUUUAGGGUUCAAUAAUACAUAGUACUUUGUUAUA
Molecule: messenger RNA, 2345 nt
Organism: Salvia hispanica
Lineage: Eukaryota; Viridiplantae; Streptophyta; Magnoliopsida; Lamiales; Lamiaceae
Source: RefSeq, a predicted model, not a curated record